GCCGUCAACAAGAAAAUUAAAUCAUUUCCCGUCGCCAUAAUCGCGGCGAGAUUGUGAGAGUGUUUUGCAACAAAGAAAUCGUCGUUUUCGACGAGGGGAGUCUCCUGCUCCCGAUCAUUUCGGCCUAUUCGUUCCAACAAAUCCUUUUUGUCAUUCAAAUUUGAGAAAUUACUGUUAUUUUACGGUUUUUUCUUGUUUGGGAUUUUAUAAACAUGGCUUUUUAAAAUGUCUGCCUUCAAAUUGUGCAUAGCCACUCCUUGUGGAGGAGCUUCAAACUCCAAUAAAUUAUCAUCUACUUAUACUGGAGGACGUCGGGAUGGAGAAGAAAGGAAAUCGCAAUUUGCCUCUUGCAAAAGGCUCCACUACUGAUUCCAAAAAAGAUGGCAUUAGUAGUAAACCGUGGCCCCGCGGCAGUAGACGCCGCGAGUGUGCGGGCUCUAGUCUUAGUUCAAAACCGGAAGUAUCCCGGAAACCUCAACCUCAGCGCGUUAAAACCUUUGAUAAACGACCUAGGCCCCGUGGUGGUGGCUUGUGUGGAACCCUGGCUAGAAAUGAGACGCCCAGCCUAGAAGAUACAGAUGACCACCAACAAGUGGAAUUGGGUUCAGUUUUUUUACCAGGCAGUAAGAAGCAGAGCCUGAAUCAUUUAUUGAAUUUCUCUUACUCACCAAGAGACAGCUUCCACAGGUCUGAAAGGGGUCAAGGUAAUGGGAAUAAUGUCAACAGGAUGAUGGGUACUAAGAAGCAUAAAUAUAAUAAGGAACACUUUUUACAAGCUAACUGUCAAUUUGUUGUUAAUGAUUCUGGCGAUUACAAGCAAUACUUGAACAACCCAGAUGCCCUAGUUGACUGGAGCUUAGUGGAACAAGUAAACAUUCAAGUAUCGGAAUUCCCUACAUGCCCGAUUUGCCUAUACCCACCUGUUGCAGCUAAGAUGACUCGUUGUGGGCAUAUUUAUUGUUGGUCUUGUGUACUCCAUUAUUUGUCGCUUUCCGACAAACCAUCUAGAAAGUGUCCCAUUUGUUUUGAAAAUAUUCAAAAACAAGAUAUGAAGAGUGUGGUCGCAAUUCCUUAUACAUCGUUUAACACAGAUGAAACAAUUACCUUCAAAUUAAUGAAGAGACCUCGAGGCUGUUUAAUAGCAUAUCCUGCAGAUGCCGAAACCAAAAACGAAAAUGACAUAUUCAACAUGUCAGAUCAGGGUUCAAGAGAUGUUUAUUCCAAGUUACUUUUGGCAAAAACUGAUGAUGUUCUAACAAUCAUCGAGAGGGAAUUCAACGAACUCAAAGAGGAGCUUAAAGACGACAUUAGUCCAGAAAGAUGUUUCAUAGAGCAGGCUAUGGUUUUGUUAAAAGAACGAGAAAGUGUAGUUUGUGGGCAUGUUAUUAAGAACGAUCACAGUUUGGAACCAUCUGAAGAAAAUCAAUUGGUAGAUUCUUUAAAGGAAGUAGAAAUUAGUGGUGAUGAUCAGUAUAAGCAAAUUACAGACGAAAUUUUGGAAGAUUGUAGCAGCAUCCAGCCUGCAAAGUUUCAUUAUUUUUAUCAAGCCUCCGACAAUCAACACAUCUACCUUCAUGCCAUCAAUGCAAGGAUGUUGGAGCACAGCUAUGGUUCUUUGGAAUUUGGCCCGAAGACAAUUACCGGAAAAAUUCUUGAAAAGGAAGGUGGCUCCAUGACGGAAGAACUUCGUAAGAGAUUAAGAUAUCUUCAACAUUUGCCUGUUACUUGCCAAUUUGAGGUGGCCGAGAUUCAACUUAAGACUCCUGUUGUUAAUAAGGACACCCUUGAGCAUUUUCGUGAUCAAAUUGAGAUUCGUAGGAAGAGGCGUCAAAAGCGCGCGAAGGAAGAAAAACGCCGCGAAAAGCGCAUAGAGGUAGAAGAGAAUCGUAAAAUGGGUAAAUACCUACAUCCAAAUUUGCAUUUAGAUUCAAAUAUUCAGUUUCCUGAGUUUGGAUUCGAAACACGUUUAAGGUCAGAAUCUGAAAGUACAAUACCUAGCGAAAGAAGUGCUUCACCAGAUUUAGCAGGUACACCAACAAGUGUGUCGCUAGAAGGAGCUUAUAGUGGUCCUUCAUUUGCAAAGAUGCUAGCCACUGAGAAAAAAUCAUCACCAUCUUGGCCUGGUUUAAAAGCGACAUCAUCUACAUCAAAAUCACCGGAUUUGAUCAAUGUUACUGGUUCCAAAAUGAAAAUGCUAUCAACCGUUCGGGUUCCCAGUGACAACGAACAAGAUCCGGAUGGUUACGAACCUGUACCUUCCUUCAAUAGGAGCUUUGGUGAUGCUAUAGCAAAAGCUCUUGAACAAGCUGAAAAACCAGAGGAAGAAAGUAUCCAAUCUUCGGGAAAAAAGAAGAAAAAAUCAAAACAAAAGGUAUUAUUUGCAACUAAUAUGGCUUAUUCGGGAAAAUAAUUUAUUGGUUUAAUGCGUGUAGAAGUAAAGAGGUAUAAUUUAAGAGUAGUAAAACCACAUUCAAACUAAAAUAAAACCGAAGAAAUGAAACCGUUGUGUUACCUUUUUUUCUCAAAAAUAUUUUUUAAUAUAUUUUGUUUACAAAUUUUAUGUAAGUCAUCUUAUUUUAUUUGUUUUAGUAAUGAAUAAUGACAUGAAAUAUUUGUGUUUAAUAAAAUUGAUUUAAUCUUC
Messenger RNA from Diabrotica virgifera virgifera (western corn rootworm), 2641 nucleotides. Its product is annotated as RING finger protein 10. The record is from RefSeq and is a predicted model, not a curated record. Gene Ontology annotation, biological process: positive regulation of transcription by RNA polymerase II. NCBI's taxonomy places the organism in Eukaryota, Metazoa, Arthropoda, Insecta, Coleoptera, Chrysomelidae. Gene Ontology annotation, molecular function: transcription cis-regulatory region binding. Bases 317 to 2410 code for a protein of 697 amino acids. The transcript has 9 exons.